Labeo rohita (rohu) is the source of this 2986-nucleotide messenger RNA. It is a transcript of the gene def6b, whose product is annotated as DEF6 guanine nucleotide exchange factor b. Lineage: Eukaryota; Metazoa; Chordata; Actinopteri; Cypriniformes; Cyprinidae. The transcript is spliced from 13 exons. Bases 407 to 2251 code for a protein of 614 amino acids. The record is from RefSeq and is a predicted model, not a curated record. Gene Ontology annotation, cellular component: cytoplasm; nucleus.
CGUGCGGGUCGCGGGUUUCCACCUGUGGCCUGGAGCUUCUUCAGUUUCUCCCUCUGCUUCCUCUUGAGCGUCUCUUCAUCCAUGAUGAAGGAGCUCAUUGGAACUUCACCGCCGCCCUCCAUGAUCCAACCAGAACCAGAGCAGGAGGCACAGGAAUGCUGGAGAUCAGGCACAAUUAAACAAAGGAGCUGAUGUUGAGGAAACUGGACAUGACUUACCUGAGAGGAAGAGGAGCUGGUUGUCCUGUCUGCGUAUGUCCACACACAUCUGAGUGAUGUUACAGUGAUCUCAGGACUGCAGACAGGGGGCGCCAGAGGUCAGCAAACACCUGCAGGAUGUGGGUAGACUUUCAGAGAGAAUGAAGGAGAGGAAAAAUAAGAUUCAGAUCAUCAGGUGAGUGUGAGACAUGGCGCUGAGAGCUGCUCUGCUGAAAAGUAUCUGGUACGCUUUCACGUCCCUGGACACCGAAGACAGCGGCAAAGUGUCCAAAUCACAGCUCAAGGUUUUGUCUCAUAAUCUUCACAGUGUUUUACGGAUUCCUCACGACCCCGCGGCCCUCGAGAGACACUUCAGUGAUGAUGAUGACGGUCCUGUAUCCACUCAGGGGUACAUGCCCUACCUAAACCAGUUCAUACUGGACAAGGUGACGGAGGGGACGUUCGUUAAAGAGGAAGUGGAUGAGCUAUGCUGGACUCUCUGCUCCAAGAAAAACUACCGUCCCGACACGCACCGGGUUUUGUCCAAUCAGGACGGCAUGCGGCUCUGGUGUCUUUUCAACUUUCUAGCGGACGGAUAUCCUCUCACACUCGUGCCGGAGGAGGCAGAGUAUCUGCUGAGGAAGAUCAGCAGCGUGAUGCCGGUGGAGCUGACCUGCGUGGAGCUGGAGGAGUUCCUGUCGCAGGACGCUGUGCAGAAGGACGGCCUGAGCGUCUGGAACUUCUUGGACGUGGUGAACUCAGCCGCCGUGAGUCGAGGAGUGGAUGGCGAGAGCAUCAGUGUAGCCGUGGAGAAGGUCUACAGGGAGAUGGUGGGGAACGUGCUGAAGGAGGGCUAUCUGUGGAAGAAGGGUCAUCUUCGCAGGAACUGGACAGAGCGCUGGUUCUGCCUGAAGCCUGGCUCACUCUCGUACUUCGUCAGCGAGGACUGCAAAGAUUGUAAGGGCGUCAUCGAGAUGGACCAGAACUGCUGCGUGGAGGUGCUGUCGGACAGGGACGGGAAAAGAUGCAUGUUCUGCGUCAAGACGCUCAACAAAACCUUCGAGAUCAGCGCGCCUGACUCCAGACAGAGACAGGAGUGGAUCACAGCGAUCCAGACGGCUCUGCGUCUGUCCGCGGAAGGCAGGGUGUCACUGCACGAGGAGCUGAAGGCACGGAGGCGGGAGCUGCGCGAAGAGAGGGAGAGGAGGCGUGCGAUGCGCGCGGAGGAGACGCGCAGGCUGCGGGAGCUGCAGGGAGAGCGUGAGGAGCAGUUGGCCGAGCUGGAGCUCCUGAAGGAGGCGCAGAGACAGGCUCGGGUCUCCUUGCAGCAGGAGGAGCAGAGGAGGCGCAGCCAGCAUGAGGAGCUGCAGAAAACCUUGCAGAGGCAGUUACAGGAGGCGCAGGAGGCACGGGCGAAUCUUCGUGCUGAGGUGGCGGUGCGAGAUCUGGAGGCUGAACACCAGCAGCGGAGAAUCAGAGAGCUGGAAGAUCUUCAUCACAGACUUCAGGAAGCUCUAGAGCAACAGAUCAGAGCACGACAGGAGGAAGAGACGUACAGAUACACACAGACCAGGCUGCUGGCCGAGGAGGAGGAGAAGGUGAAGUCUCUGUUGGCGCUGCAGGAGGAGCAAGAGGAGCAGCUCCAGCAGACCCAGCGUGAGAAGCAGGAGCUCAUGCAGGAGAUGGAGAGGAAGUCUCAGGCUCUGGAUGAUGCCCAACUUCAACUGGACAGAGUGCGAGCCAGCCGACGCAGAGUGGACCAGGACAUCGCGGCGGCGCAGCGCAAACUCCGGCAGGCCAGCACGAGCGUCAAACACUGGAACGUGCAGAUGAACCGCCUGAUGCACCCCAUCGGCCCUGGAGAAAGGAGAGCGUCCUCCAGUAAUCUCCUCGCUCCUCCGGUCCGCAACCCCUCGGUCAGCGAGACCGAAUCCAGACCUCCACCGAAACCCGAGAGGGAGAAACAGAACAGCCUCCACUAUGACGACACCAGCGGCGGAGAGAAUAUGGACUGCGGCAACAGUGAAAACGCACAGCCAAAUGACGCUGAAUAAACUUGAAAAAAUUAGUACAACUGACAUAGAAACUGUUCACUCAAUAAUGAAAACUAGCUGAAAAUGUACUCAUCUUUAGGUCAUCCAAGAUUAGGAUGAGUUUGUUUCUUCAUCACAUUUGGAGAAAUGUAGCAUUGCAUCACUUGCACACCAAUGGAUGUGAAUGGGUGCCGUCAGAAUGAGCGUCCAAACAGCUGAGAAAAACAUCACAAUAAUCCACAACCACUCCAGUCCAUUAGUUAACAUCUUGAGAAGACAAAAUCUGAAACAAAUCCAUCAUUAAAAAGCUGUUUUGAACUCUGCAAUCCAUAAUAACACUUCCUCCAGUGUAAAAAACAGUCUGGUCUGAAUCAGGAGAGAAAUUUGCAUCGUGUACAAGCCAAAACAGUCCAAAAUAUGUGGCAAAAACAGAAGAUGUUCUUUUUCACUUGAACUCUUAUUUUAACGGCACUCAUUCACAGCAGAGGAUCUGUUGAUGAGCAACUGAUGUGCAUUUUCAGCAGAUUUUUAUUUUGCGUUAACUAUUUCUUUAAGAAAUCGACUGUGAAUGAAGCAUAGCUGAAAUCAUAACUGAAACUGAAAUGUAUUGUGUUGUUGUUGUUGCUGUAUGACAGACCCAGGAUGAUUUUUGGUGAAGCAGCUGUGGUUUGACUUCCUGUUUCCUGUGUGAGCAGAAGAUGCUGUGUAGAUAAACUGCUAUCGCACUCACUGUCACGAAAGAAAAUAAAUGAGUAG